Rana temporaria (common frog) is the source of this 1602-nucleotide messenger RNA. It is a transcript of the gene CCDC24, whose product is annotated as coiled-coil domain containing 24. NCBI's taxonomy places the organism in Eukaryota, Metazoa, Chordata, Amphibia, Anura, Ranidae. The record is from RefSeq and is a predicted model, not a curated record. Bases 154 to 1437 code for a protein of 427 amino acids. The transcript has 9 exons.
GCUGUGCGCGCUUUAGGAGGCGGGGCCUGUAACGGCGGCGGGGGGCGUGUCCGGUCUCCAUGGUGACGGCAGAGUUUACAUCAGAGAGAGAGAAAACCGGGAGGAGAGUCACGUGACCGGAGGGGACACCGGGUCCAUGUGGAUCCCUCUGACAUGUUUCAGGCUCUGAGUGAUCGGGACAGCGGCUAUGGAGAGAUGGGGGACCCCCCGCCGUCACUCUGGAGGAUGGUGGAGGACCAAGUGCCCCCCAGUGAGCGGGCCGAGAUCCGGAGGAUUCUGGGAGAGGCCGCCGUAGACCUGAGCCUGGACCUGCACGCCGAGGUCGAGGUUCUGCUGGAGCUGUGCAGAGAGAUCCGAUCCUGCAGCCCUUCCUCCCUACAGAGACCUCCCAGCGGCUGCUCCAUCCUGGCCGACCCCCCAGCCAUCAAGGAGAUGGUGACCCAGGAGAUCCGAAUGUUACUGCUGAGCGUGAGGAGCAAAGCAAGACGCCAGGGACUUGAUGAGGACCAGGCCCUUUCCAAGUACAACCCCAAGGUGGUGAUAUAUGUGAUGGGGCCCGGCCGGCCGGAGAGCAGAGCCCAGUCCAGAGAGAGCCGAUGGGGCCGACCAAUGAGUGCAAGCCGAGCUGGAGAUGGGCGGCCCCUCUCCUCUCUGUCCUCUGGCUCCAGCAUUGAGGAUGACCUGGAGGAAAUUAAGGACAAACUCAAGAUUGCUGACAUUGAUGAGGUGGUACAACACCUUCGAUCACUGCUGGAGGAGGAGAGUCAGUCCCUGAAGAGAGAGAUCACCAACCUGCAGGAGCUCCUAGAAGAAGACUAUCUGUACGCCGAGGAGAUCCGGACGCCGGAACCUUCUCUGACAGAGCUGAAGGAGGAGCGACGGAUCAUCGAGAGAGAUCUGCAGAGCGAUCGGCCGCCGGUGACACCCGUACAAUCAGCCAAGAUGGCGUCUGCCAGGAUAACGACCCCCCCGGCCAGGUCUCUGGAGGCUGUAAAGAGGGACUUGUUGGGGGAUCCGGGGCGCCGGGCCCCUCCACAGACGCCGGGCUCUUCUGAAUUACACCGCUACAAGCGGGCGCCGUGCCCUCCACACCCAAAACUGAGGACCACACAGGAAGCCCUCUGCUCCACCCCUCCCCCACCCUCACGAAGGGGUCCCUCUGCUGGACAAGAACUGGGCUCACAUCAUCCCCAUAAACCUGCUAAUGCACCUGGCAGUCUGGAGCGCCUGUCCCGGGUGUACGCCCCUGGCAGGAGUACCGGCCCGUCCACCAUGAACUGUGUCCCUGCGGAGAGCAGUCAGUCUACACAUGGAGUGAAGCCACCAGACGCUCUGUAUGUUCCUGCCCCUCCCCCGGCUCAAAGACCGCCCAGCGGGGCCAACUCUGCACCAGCAUUCCGCAGGGCGAGGGCGAAGGCGCCGACUAUUCCACCGUGACCUGAAAUGUCUGAGAGUGGGCGGAGCAAAUGGAGGUGUACCCGCCGGAUGGGCGUCCAGAGUAGGACAACCGCAGUCAAGUGAGGGUGGAGCCUUUUGUCCAAAUUGUUGGUGUCUUUGGCCUGGAUUCAAGAAGCAAUUGCGCCUGUGUAACCAUAGGUUACA